Messenger RNA from Necator americanus (New World hookworm), 687 nucleotides. RefSeq lists its product as uncharacterized. The coding region runs from base 1 to 687 and encodes 228 amino acids. The transcript is spliced from 2 exons. The record is from RefSeq and is a predicted model, not a curated record. Lineage: Eukaryota; Metazoa; Nematoda; Chromadorea; Rhabditida; Ancylostomatidae.
AUGUCGGAUGUGUCGAACUCCUUCUCAGCUUGGGAGACCCUGCCGGAGGACGAACCUCCGCUGUGCAUCGCAGUUCGACGCCCAGUGUCACCUCCACGCCACUAUGAGGCGAAGAUUAACAAGACCGUGUUGUUGUAUAAAAAAGGAGAUCCACAUGAAAUCGGCAACUAUCGCGCAAUCUGCUUACUGUCCGUCAUCUACAAACUCUUUACAAGAGUGAUCCUUAAUAGGAUUGAAAAAGUCUUGGAUGAAGGACAGCCAUGCGAGCAAGCAGGGUUUCGAAAAGGAUUCAGCACGAUUGACCACAAUCACACUGUUUCGGAACUCAUCAAGGUAUCACGAGACUACAAGAUGUCGCUCUGUCCUACCUUCAUCGACUUGAAGAAGGCCUUCGACUCAGUUGAGACGGAAGCGGUCGUGGAAGCCUUGAACAAGCAAGGCGUCCCUACUCAGUACAUAAAGGUACUUCGAGAAUUGUACAGUAACUUCACGACCGGAAUUUCGCCAUUCUACAAGAAUACCAUCAUUGACGUGAAGAGGGAAGUCCGACAGGGUGAUACAAUCUCACCCAAAAUAUUCACAGUUACCUUCGAGAACGCAAUGCGAAAAUUAGAAUGGGACGACAUGGGAGUGAAGAUUGAUGGAUGGCAGUUACACCAUUGCGCUUUGCUGAUGACAUCGUACUGA